Trichoplusia ni (cabbage looper) is the source of this 4869-nucleotide messenger RNA. RefSeq names its product ATP-dependent RNA helicase dbp2-like. The record is from RefSeq and is a predicted model, not a curated record. NCBI's taxonomy places the organism in Eukaryota, Metazoa, Arthropoda, Insecta, Lepidoptera, Noctuidae. The coding region runs from base 172 to 2661 and encodes 829 amino acids. The transcript is spliced from 8 exons. Gene Ontology annotation, cellular component: ribonucleoprotein complex; cytoplasm; nucleus. Gene Ontology annotation, molecular function: RNA helicase activity; RNA binding; ATP binding.
AAUUCCGUUUCCGGUGGGCGGCCAUUAUUGAGUUGUUCGUUCGCCGGGUCUGAGAAAGGUCGCUAGUGAAUGAAGAAAAUUUAAUAAUUCCAAAUUCUCUCUAAUCGAGAGAUACCCACUCAAGCGAUCAGCACCUCUUAACAUCAUCGAAAAGAAUCAUAAGGCAUCAAGAUGCAGUACAACGGAUUCCACAACCAGCAUCCGAUUUUCAGACCUCGACCAGACCGGAAUGAACAAUUCGGUAAAAUACCUAUUUUCAAUGGUAUGGACUUUGGGGGCCCUAAAAAUUUCGGACCAAGAAACAUGGGCAACAAACCCAACUUUCGGCCCAGAAAUGAUUUUAAUGGAAUAAGAAAUGAUUUCAACAACCACAAAUCUGAGAAUGGUGGAAAUCAAGGUGAUUUUGGUGGACCGAAAGAUUACAACAAAAUUAAACAGAAUUACAACAACCAAAACCAAAUUAAGAAGAAUGAGUAUGAUGCUGACAAAGCUGCUGGAGGUAAUAUGCAGUUUUAUGGCAAUGGCAAAAAUGACUUUGGUGGUCCAAAACAACAAGGAUUCCCUAAAAAUAACUUUGGUCCGAAAAACUUCAACAAUCAGAAUGGACACAACAGUCAGCAACAAAGCUUUGGGCCUAAGAAGGUGUUCAAUCCUAAUAAUAUGCAACAGGCAGUUGAUUUCAAUGGUAAACAAAGAGGCAAGAAGACUAAACACCCUGGAGACAGUUUAGUGAAACCUAUGUGGGACUUAACACAGCUUGAGCCUAUUCAAAAAGAUUUCUACAAGCCGCAUGCUAAUGUAGAAGGACGCACAGAUGAUGACGUGCAGAAGUUCCGCGUGUCGAAAGAAAUCACUGUUAGUGGCAAUAAUGUUCCUCGACCAAAUCAAAUCUUUGAUGAAGGGAAUUUCCCUGAUCAUAUAAUGAACACCAUUAAGGAGCAAGGAUGGGCUGAGCCUACAGGCAUUCAAGCUCAAGGAUGGCCAAUUGCUCUGUCUGGACGUGAUAUGGUGGGCAUUGCUUCGACAGGAUCUGGUAAAACAGUGGCAUACAUGUUGCCUGCUGCAGUGCACAUUGUACAUCAACAGCGUAUACAGCGUGGAGAUGGUCCCAUUGCAUUAAUUUUAGCUCCCACCCGAGAAUUAGCCCAGCAAAUUCAGUCUGUUGCUCAGAGUUACAGUGCUCAUGGCUGUAUUCGAAACACAUGUCUUUUUGGUGGCUCCCCUAAAGGACCACAAGCAAGAGACCUCGAGAGAGGUGUUGAAAUUGUCAUUGCCACUCCUGGACGAUUGAUUGAUUUCUUAGAACGUGGCACAACCAACUUGCGACGAUGCACUUAUUUGGUCCUUGAUGAAGCUGAUAGAAUGUUAGAUAUGGGAUUUGAACCUCAAAUUCGGAAGAUUAUUGAGCAAAUCCGCCCAGAUCGUCAAGUGCUGAUGUGGUCUGCUACAUGGCCGAAAGAAAUUCAAGCCCUUGCUGAAGAUUUUCUAAAUGAUUACAUUAAAGUUAACAUUGGAUCACUAAAUCUGUCUGCUAACAAUAAUAUUAAACAAAUAAUUGAAGUUUGCGAAGAACAUGAAAAGGAAACUAAGUUGACUAACUUACUCAAAGAGAUUUCACAGGAAAGAGACAACAAAGUCAUUGUUUUUGUAGAGACAAAGAAGAAGGUGGAUGAUAUAGCUCGAGCUGUUCGCCGUAAGGGUCAUAAUGCUCUUGCCAUACAUGGCGACAAGUCGCAAAUUGAACGCGAUGCUGUGUUAACAGAAUUCAGAAACGGAGCCACUAGCAUUCUCAUCGCCACAGACGUAGCAGCACGAGGCCUUGAUGUUGAGGAUGUCAAGUUUGUUAUUAACUUUGAUUACCCGAAUUCUUCAGAAGAUUAUAUUCAUAGAAUUGGGCGUACUGGACGUUGCCAGCAAUCUGGGACAGCUUAUACCUACUUUACAUCCAGUGAUGCGCGUCAGGCUCGCGGAUUACUCGCUGUUCUUCGUGAAACUGGCCAGACCCCGCCUUCCAAACUGAAUGACAUGGCUCGCAGUAACAACAAUAAUUCUGGUCGUAACCGUUGGCAGCAACGUAAAGAAAAUAACAGUGGAGCUAGUUCACCACGCCAGCAAAACAAUCAGUGGAAUAAUAAGAUGGCCAAUCCUAACCCUGAAGAAACACAAAAUACCUACCAAAAUUGUGGUGGCAAUCAACAAGCACCUCGUUUCUCUAACCAAAACCAAGGAAACCAGGGAUACAGACAAAACAGUUAUCAAAAGCAAGUACCCUUCCCCAGCCCCAAUGUAUUUGAGUCUAUGGGAAGCUACCAAGGAGGGUACAACAAUGGUUAUCAGAAUGGAUAUAACAACCAAAAUGGAUAUGCUCAACGCCCAUACAACAAUAUGCGCAAUGGUGCACAGCAGUACCGCAAUAACAAUGCUGGCAACAAAAACAAUGGAACUGGGUCAUCAUAUGGAUCUCCACCUCCUCACUUUGCUACACCACAGCAUUACCCCCAGAUGCAUCCUCAUCAUCAAGAGAUGCUUGGUGGCAAGUUCUAUGGUGGUGGAGUUGGCGGUGGAGGACCUUGUGGAUAUCAAGCUGCAGUGGGUGUAAGCGGGCCUUACGCACAUUUGCCUCCCGGCCCUUUGUUGUACGCGGCUCCAGUGCAACAAUAAUUGGUUAAUGACGACACGCCGCUCUAUCCUCUAUUUAAAUACAACCUGUCAUGAGUCGUAAUAUGCCAUUUUAUAGGCGUUUAUAGCAUUAUCGACUUUCUAGUUAUAUUGAUGUUCAGCAUAGAUUUCCCUUAAGCUCUCUCUACUUUGGAGAUGUCAAAUCUGAAACAUAUUUUACCUAAGCGCGGGGUGUUGAUUAUUUCGAUGUCAAUGAUAGUUUUCUUAAUUCGCUCUUUUUUGUUAGAUCUGAAUGAAGGCUUACAAAAUUAUAUAUUUACUUAUAAAACGUGUGAAUAAUAUUUCUGACUAAUGUCUAAACAUACAUGGUCGCCCAUUUAUUAUAGUAGACGUAAUAACUGUCUAUACAAUGAUGAAACUUUUUGUGAAUUCUCUUUCAGAUCCAUUUGAAUUAAUGAUAAUGUGUGUUAGGUUUAUAAGAUUAUUUCUCUGUUGGUAUGAGCUGUUGGUUAAAGAAAAUACCAAAAUUCCUAAUAAUAGAUUAAAUGGUGUAAAAGUUACUUUAUUAACCAGUAUAUAUGAUACUCAAUGUGAAAAAUGUGGUGUAAUAUUGGUAGUGUGCAAUUAGAUUGAACAUGCAAACAAUAGUAACACAGCUACCAACAGAGAAUUUAAAUUUUUCCAAAAUAUGAUUGUGCAGUGGAACAUUUAUUAUAAAACAUGUCAGUUCCACUUUAGAUUUAAUCAUUAUAUUUGUUAGAGUAGUUGGUGUGGGUACCCAUUCGUGUAAUCCUGGGUGCCUUUUGUUUUCUUUUAAAAGUGUCUGUAUGAUGUACGAAAUGCACGAAACAUAUAGAAGAUGAGUGGAAAUUUAGGUGAAAAGUUUUAAUAUGACAGAAAUUUAUCUGAAAUAUUUUAUAUAAAUUAUUUUUACUAUUAACGAUUGAUUGAAUCCAGUGGAUAAUGGGACAAUUUAGUAUUAGAAAAUUGAAUACUUAACGCGUUAUAAAAAUGCUUUUGAUAUACUUCAUAGUAACAAUCUGUAUUGCCAGAUAAAAUUGUGAAUAUUUUUCUUAUGUAAAGUGAUGUCAAUGACAUUUCAGUCACUGAUUUUCAAUGUUAUUUUUUUAUUAAAGAUUAGAUCUUUAUAUACUUGAAUAUUAUGCCUAGGGAUACUAAUUAGUCAGCGUCAAUUUGAUCUAAGACAAAGUUGGGCUUCGAAUAAAACUCAUUUUACCAUUCACAAAAAUGUAGAAGUGUGUAAAUAACAUGCAUUUAACUUAGAAAGAUUAUUUUGUGAGUGAUAAACAAUCAACCACAAUAUUUAAUUUCAUAGCAAAAUAAGUGAUUUGUUCUUAUUUUUGAUUAUUUUUAUGGCAUCAUUUCAGAUAAGUCGUCUAGUUACUUACUGGAUAUCUUUGUACGUACGCGGGUUCUCUAAAGGCUUAAUAAGGAAGUCAAUAGGUACAAACUAAUGAAAGGUUAAACAUGUAUUAUUUAGAUGCCCGUUACUGUCCAAAGAUUUGGAAAAUCUGUGAUAUUUCAUUACUAUAUAACCUGUCGUUGCGUUGGUCAAUUGUUAAUGCAUAAGAACACUUCCUACGCCAGGAAUGUGUUUACUAGACAAAAAUAUAUUUUUUGACUAUUUGAACGAAUUACAUGAGAAUGUUUGUGACAACAAAGCUUGCAAGUCGUUCACAGAUAUAUAAUAAUUAUAAUAGAUGUAAGAUUUAAUAAUUUAUUGUUAUUCAAUUUAGUUUUCCGUUUACCGUUAGGUGACGAAAAUGAACCAGUCAAUGGGACGUAAACGUUAUUAUCUAUAAUAAAGACCCCGUUUUAUGAUACAUCCAUGAGGUAUGAUGUAAUGCAACGGGUCUAAUAAACGGAUAUUAAGGGGUGAACAACGUGUUUGUGGGUUUCGCAUUCGUGACGAAUUCAAUGCGGGGCUUGCUUUGUUAUUUGUGUACAUUUUAAGAGGAUGUGUAUAUGAGCAUAAUUUCGUCUUAAAGAUGAUGUCUUAAUGCUAGCUGGCCAGGAAAGUCGUCGUUAGUUUUUUUUUUUUGUUUAACUGUUUAUUAAUCAGAUAAUGUCUGAAGUAGGUCACUGGUGGCGGUAGGACGGCCGGGCUAGUUAUGCGUGCGUAAUUUAGAUUGGCCAUCGUGUGUCGUGUCCGGUAUGGUCGCGGAUCGCAGGUAGCUCCUGUAUUAUGUACAAAGUACUGCACCCACCUCUACUAAACAACUGUGAUAA